This is a messenger RNA of Durio zibethinus, 3680 nucleotides long. The record is from RefSeq and is a predicted model, not a curated record. NCBI's taxonomy places the organism in Eukaryota, Viridiplantae, Streptophyta, Magnoliopsida, Malvales, Malvaceae.
GCUAGAUUACUAGCAAUUUCCAUUCAUUUGUGUAUUCCACCAAAUCUUUUUCCAAGUUCUCAUCUUUCUCCUCUUCAAAAUUUGCUUCAUAUUCACUUUCUAUCUCCUUUGAUGAUUCGCAAAUAGUCAUCACACUCUUGUUUGAACAUUUAGCUACAAUAUACCCAAGGCCAAGAAACUUAAGCAUUUAGUGUCUCGAGCUCACUUUGGAGGAUUAGGAUCUUCCACCUUUUCCUUACCUUUGACUAAGUCUAUCAGUGGCUUACUAGAACCUCCUUUCUUCAUUUACCUCACGUCCCUAUAUGAAACAACCCAUAGGGGUAUGUAAGUUGAAUUUCCCCUUUGUUCCUAAACUGCCGAGAGCUAUUGGAUUUGUUUAUGCCUCGUUUAAGCUACUUUUCCACCUUUACAGCCAAUUUAAUGAAAUUCUCUAAAAAUACGAAAGGCUACAACUCCACUUUUCAUACAAUUGCUGAAUUCAAUCCCUUUAGGAACCAUGCUAUGGUUUACUCUUAAGGUUCACACAACUCACACCUCAUCAUCAUCAUCAUCAUCUCAAAUUCCUUGACAUAAUCUUUAACACACAUACCACCUAUCAAAAACUUUUUAGCAUGAUGUACAGCUCUUGCUGAUAAUAUUUAGGAACAAAGUUUUUGCAUCAACCAUUUCAUAUCCCUCAAAUUGCAGAUCUCAUCUUUGCCAUCACUCCUUUAUUAGCUUUUCACAUUCUCCCACCAUAAAUUAGCACAAUUCGUAAAUUCAAGGGUAGCAAGUUUACAUUUUUUCACCUCGAAAUAGUCCUAGCACUCAAACAACUUUUCCACACGCUACACCCACUCCAAGUGUUCUUCUGCCACACCAUCUACUCUGAACUUGUCAACGUCUUCUACAUGAUCAUAGAUCGCAUUCGAUAAGAGGACAAAAGAGAGAAAGGGGGGUAAAUCAUUGGUAUGGGUUCCACAAGCACGUGGUUUAGUCGAUAUUGUCGUGUUUUUUUAAGAAGGUUAGUAGAUAUUGUUGAAGGAAAUAAAAGAAGAAUGGUGAAAAGACUUACUCACGCGGUCUUCCCAUUUCGCGACAAAUCCCCCCAUUACUCUCAUUUGCUUACUGUUGCGUUAUCCCAAUGCCAAUGCCUCUUCCCUCUUCACUCCUCAGAUCAAUUAUCUUCUAAAAGAUCUUAGAUCUCUCAAAUUCAAUCCUUAAUCGAAAUGAAGCUACCAGACACCAACCCACCCACCCACUAAAUCAAAAGAAGCAAAAACCAAACCAAACACUCUUCUUUUUGGCUAACAACACCAAAACCAAAUGGCCACCAUUAACGAUAUCCCCGACGUUAUUUUAUCCAACAUCUUUUCUUCGAUUUCCGACACCCGAACCCGGAAUUCCCUUUCACUCGUCAGCCGUAAGUUUAUGCUUCUAGAAAGGGCCACGCGCGUCUCCCUCACGCUCCGUGGUAACGCAAGGGACCUUUUCAUGAUCCCGACCUGUUUCAGAUCCGUCACUGACUUGGACCUCUCCUUGCUCUCCCCCUGGGGUCACUUGCUGUUCUCCUCUUCUCCGUUGUCUGAUCCUCAGAUUUUGGCCCACCGCCUCCGCGUGGUGUUCCCUGCGGUGAAGUCCUUGACGGUGUACGCUAGAUCGCCGUCGACGAUUGAGAUGUUGGUUCAACAAUGGCCUGGGUUGAAGCGUGUGAAGCUGGUGAGGUGGCAUCAACGGCUCGCCCAGUGGCCAACCGGAGAAGAUUUUUGUUGUUUGUUUGAGCAGUGCGAGAAUCUGAGUUCGCUUGAUUUGUCCAGUUUUUAUUACUGGACUGAAGAUCUCCCACCGGUUCUUCAAGCUUUCCCCAAGGUAUCAGCCUCGUUAGUCCACUUGAAUUUGCUAACGACAUCGUUUGCUGAAGGGUUUAAGUCAGAGGAUAUUAAGGGAAUCACCGAGCCUUGUCCUAACUUGAAGAGCUUUUUGGUGGCUUGUAACUUUGAUCCUAGGUGUAUUGGGUCCGUGGGAGACGAGGCUUUGUUAGCUGUGGCCAAUAAUUGUCCUAAAUUGACGCUUUUGCAUUUGGCUGAUACGUCCCCAUUCGCUGAUGUUAGAGGUGAUCCUGACAAUGAAGGAUUUACUUCUGAGGAUGCUAUGAUUACCACAGGGACGCUGCUGGAGUUUUUCUCUGGGUUGCCGUUGCUUCAACAGCUGGUGCUUGAUGUCUGUAGGAACGUGAGGGAUACUGCGUUGGCUUUGGAAUUGUUGAAUUCUAAAUGCAAGGAUUUGAGGGUGCUUAAGUUGGGGCAGUUUCAUGGGAUUUGUCUGGCGAUUGAGUCUCGACUUGAUGGGAUUGCCAUGUGUUCGGGGCUGGAAGAGUUGUCUAUUAAGAAUUCUGGGGAUUUGACGGAUAUGGGAUUGAUUGCAAUUGGCAGAGGCUGUUGUAAGCUAUCUAGGUUUGAGGUUCAAGGUUGUAAAAGGAUUACGGAGAAGGGACUCAGGACUAUGGUUUGCUUGCUGAGAAAUACUUUGGUUGAAGUCAAGAUUUCUUCUUGUAAGAAUCUUAAUGCUGCAGCAUCAUUGAGAGCUGUCGAGCCAAUAUGUGAUCGGAUUAAAUGGCUGCAUAUUGAUUGUGUCUGGGAUGGAUUGGAAGGGACUGGGAAUUCAGAGCAGGUUGGUCAUAGUUUUGGGAACAAUCAUCAAGUGGAGGAACUAUCCGGUUUAUCCAACUUUCCUGGAUGUGAGUAUGAUCAAGACAUAAGCAGGAAGAAAUGCAAGUACUCCAUUGACUUGUGUGAUAAUAACGUUAUGGAAAGGAAUGCCGUCGAUGCAUUUUGGUUCAAGAAAUGGGACAAGUUGCAAUACCUUUCUCUUUGGAUUGGUGUUGGUGAGCUUCUCAAUCCAUUGGCAACGGUAGGUCUUGAUGACUGUCCCAAUUUGGAAGAGAUUAGAAUAAGAGUGGAAGGGGAUUGCAGGGGACGCCACAAGCCAUCUGAACGUGCAUUCGGAUUGAGCUGUCUUGCACUCUACCCUCUGCUUUCAAAGAUGCAAUUAGAUUGCGGUGAAACCAUAGGCUAUGCACUCACAGCACCGUCAGGCCAAAUGGACUUAAGUUUGUGGGAAAGAUUUUACCUCAAUGGCAUUGGGAAAUUGAGGCUACGUGAACUGGAUUAUUGGCCUCCACAAGACAGGGAUGUCAACCAGAGGAGUCUUUCUCUACCUGCAGCUGGAUUGCUCGCAGAAUGUCUUGAGCUUAGGAAGCUAUUUAUCCACGGGACGGCUCAUGAACACUUCAUGAUGUUCCUUCCUAGAAUCCCCAACCUUAGAGAUGUACAGCUGAGAGAAGACUACUAUCCUGCACCAGAGAAUGAUAUGAGUACGGAAAUGAGAGCUGGCUCAUGUAGUCGCUUUGAAGAUGCCCUGAAUGGUCGACCCAUCCUUGAUUGAAAUAACCUAAUGAUGAGAAACCUAGCCCGGAUUAUGCUAGUUUUUUUUUUUUCCUUACGUUUUUCCCAUAAAUUGGCGCAUGUACGAGUUUUUCUUUUUUCAAACGAGUGCUGUAGGAGAAAAUGUUUUACUAGUACAAAGGCUUUUCAUUUUUGUCCGUCACGGACCAGAAGCAAGGCCUAAUGUGAUUGAACAAAAAAAAAAGAGGCUUUUCACAUUUGGACAUUCAAUAAAAAUUUUUAAAAUGAUUGGAAAAA